Molecule: messenger RNA, 7253 nt
Organism: Prosopis cineraria
Lineage: Eukaryota; Viridiplantae; Streptophyta; Magnoliopsida; Fabales; Fabaceae
Product: DNA polymerase epsilon catalytic subunit A-like
Biological process (GO): leading strand elongation; DNA replication proofreading; base-excision repair, gap-filling
Cellular component (GO): nucleus; epsilon DNA polymerase complex
Molecular function (GO): DNA-directed DNA polymerase activity; nucleotide binding; single-stranded DNA 3'-5' DNA exonuclease activity
Source: RefSeq, a predicted model, not a curated record
AAUAUUGACAUAUAAGGGCAAUUAUGCCAUAAUGACCCAAUAUUUUAUCAUCUUUGCCGAGGAAAAAAAAGCGCGGGAAAAUAUCCUUGCUCCUACCUUAACCUGCCGCUCACUGCCUGAACCUGAUAGAUCACUGGAGUUCUGAAAAAAUAGCUUAAUUUGUAUUUGUGAAGACCCUGCUGGCAGAAAAUCCUUGAUCUACUAACUAGCAAUGAUUAGCGAUAGCCGAAGAUGGGACCGCAAAGACUCCCGCAGAGCCAAGAAGCAGAAGCUAAUCCGCAACACUGAAGAAGAACUCGAGGCUAAAUUAGGGUUCGAUCUUUUCUCAGAGGGCGAAAAACGACUUGGAUGGUUGCUGAAUUUUUCUUCCUCAUCUUGGGAGGAUGAAGAUACACACAAAGUCCAUAGUUGUGUAGAUCUUUAUUUUGUGACGCAGGAUGGUUCUAUGUUCAUCAAGUACAGAUUUCAACCUUAUUUCUACGUGGCUACAAAGGAUAAAAUGGAGAUGGAAGUUGAAGCAUAUCUGAGACGGCGUUAUGAACGUCAGAUUGCAGAUAUUGAAAUUAAAGAGAAGGAAGACCUUGAUCUUAAAAAUCAUUUGUCUGGAUUGCAAAAAUCAUAUUUAAAGCUAUGCUUUGACACUGUUCAACAAUUGAUGAAUGUGAAGAGUGAUCUGAUGCAUGUUGUUGAAAGAAAUCAGGCAAAAUCUGAUGCAGCAGAAGCUUACGAAUCCAUAUUAACUGGAAGAAGGGAGCAAAAACCUCAAGAUUUUCUAGAUUAUAUAAUCGAUCUUCGUGAAUAUGAUGUUCCUUAUCAUGUUCGCUUUGCCAUUGAUAAUGACAUUCGAUGUGGCCAAUGGUAUGAUGUUUGUGUGUCCAAUACUGGGGUUACACUUGAGAAGAGGACAGAUCUUCUGCAGCGUGCUGAAGUUCGUAUUUGUGCUUUUGAUAUAGAGACCACAAAACUUCCAUUGAAGUUCCCUGAUGCUGAAUAUGACUUAAUUAUGAUGAUUUCAUACAUGGUAGAUGGGCAAGGGUAUUUGCUCAUAAAUAGAGAGUGUGUUGGGGACAACAUAGAGGAUUUGGAAUACACUCCAAAACCAGAGUUCGAAGGAUGUUUUAAGGUGACAAAUGUUCAAAAUGAGGUUGAACUUCUUAGAUUGUGGUUUUCUCAUAUGCAAGAGGUGAAACCUGGUAUAUAUGUUACAUACAACGGUGAUUUCUUUGAUUGGCCAUUUGUGGAAAGAAGGGCAGCUCAUCAUGGGUUCAAAAUGCGUGAUGAGUUGGGUUUUCAAUGUGACAAUAGUCAAGGGGAAUGUCGAGCUAAAUUUGCCUGCCAUCUAGAUUGUUUUGCUUGGGUUAAACGUGACAGUUAUCUUCCUCAGGGGAGCCAAGGCCUAAAGGCUGUUACAAAAGCAAAGUUGGGUUAUGAUCCCCUAGAGGUGAACCCUGAGGACAUGGUUCGCUUUGCAAAGGAAAAACCUCAGAUGAUGGCCUCUUAUUCCGUUUCUGAUGCUGUGGCAACUUAUUACUUGUAUACAACCUAUGUUCAUCCCUUUAUUUUUUCUCUUGCAACAAUUAUACCCAUGUCACCAGAUGAGGUUUUGCGUAAAGGUAGUGGGACCCUCUGUGAAAUGUUGCUCAUGGUUCAGGCAUACAAGGCUAAUGUGAUCUGCCCUAACAAACACCAGUCUGAUCGAGAGAAAUUUUACAACAAUCACCUUCUUGAGAGUGAGACAUACAUUGGUGGCCAUGUGGAAUGCCUUGAAAGUGGUGUAUUUAGAUCUGAUCUUCCAACUAGUUUUACACUUGAACCUUCAGCAUAUGAGCAAUUGAUCAACAACCUUGAUCGAGACCUGCAAUAUGCUAUAAGAGUAGAGGGUAAGAUGGACUUGGAUUCCAUCUCUAAUUAUGAUGAAGUUAAGAAUGCUAUCAUGGAAAAGCUUAUAAAAUUGCGAGACAAGCCAAUAUGUGAAGAAUGCCCCCUCAUUUAUCAUUUGGAUGUAGCUGCUAUGUAUCCAAACAUCAUCUUAACAAACCGGCUUCAGCCACCUUCAAUAGUUACAGAUGAGGUCUGCACUGCAUGUGAUUUCAACCGUCCUGGAAAGACUUGCCUUCGAAAACUUGAGUGGGUUUGGCGUGGAGAAAUUUUCAUGGCAAAGAAAAGUGAUUAUUAUCAUUUAAAGAAGCAGAUUGAGUCUGAGUUUGUUGAAAGUGCUGAUAGGCAGUCAUCUAAAUCAUUUCUUGACUUGCCCAAGCCAGAGCAGCAAUCUAGGCUUAAAGAACGUCUAAAGAAAUACUGCCAGAAGGCAUAUAAACGGGUACUUGAUAAGCCAGUAACUGAACUUCGCGAAGCGGGGAUCUGCAUGCGUGAAAAUCCAUUUUAUGUUGACACUGUUCGCAGUUUUCGGGAUAGAAGAUAUGAAUACAAAGGUCUUAAUAAGGUUUGGAAGGGAAAGUUGUCAGAAGCCAAGGCCAGUGGAAAUUCUAUUAAGAUCCAAGAGGCACAAGACAUGGUUGUGCUUUAUGAUUCAUUGCAACUUGCACACAAGUGCAUACUGAAUUCCUUUUAUGGAUAUGUCAUGCGCAAGGGAGCAAGAUGGUAUUCCAUGGAAAUGGCUGGGGUUGUUACAUAUACUGGUGCAAAAAUCAUUCAGAAUGCUCGCUUGCUUGUAGAGAAAAUAGGAAAGCCACUUGAAUUAGACACGGAUGGUAUUUGGUGUGCACUUCCCGGCUCUUUUCCAGAAAAUUUCACUUUUAAAACAAGAGACACAAAGAGGAAAUUGACUAUUUCAUACCCUUGUGUCAUGCUUAAUGUUGAUGUGGCAAGGAAUAACACAAAUGAUCAGUACCAGACGCUCACUGAUCCAGUUAGGAAAGCUUAUACCACUCACAGCGAAUGCUCUAUUGAAUUUGAAGUUGAUGGACCAUACAAGGCAAUGAUCCUUCCAGCUUCCAAAGAAGAAGGAAUUCUAAUUAAGAAGCGUUAUGCUGUUUUUAAUGAUGAUGGAACUCUAGCAGAGUUGAAAGGUUUUGAGAUCAAGCGGAGAGGUGAACUGAAGCUAAUAAAAGUUUUCCAGGCAGAACUUUUUGACAAGUUUCUUCAUGGGUCAACCAUAGAGGAAUGCUAUUCAGCUGUUGCUACUGUGGCAAACCGGUGGCUUGAUCUUCUUGAUAACCAAGGAAGGGAUAUUGCAGAUAGUGAGUUACUUGAUUAUAUAUCAGAAUCAAGUACCAUGAGCAAGUCUUUAGCUGAUUAUGGUGAGCAGAAGUCUUGUGCUGUUACCACUGCUAGACGGCUUGCUGACUUUCUUGGUGAUGCCAUGGUCAAAGAUAAAGGUCUCCGAUGUCAGUACGUAGUAGCAUGUGAACCUAAGGGAACACCUGUAAGUGAGCGUGCUGUUCCUGUGGCAAUAUUUGAAACUGAUGCUGAAGUAAUGAAGUUCUAUGUCCGAAAAUGGUGCAAGGUCUCAGCUGAUGUUGGCAUUCGAUCCAUAGUUGAUUGGUCCUAUUAUAGGCAACGGCUGAGCUCUGCAAUUCAAAAAAUUAUCACCAUUCCUGCGGCAAUGCAGAAGGUUGCAAAUCCUGUCCCAAGGGUGGUUCAUCCUGAUUGGUUGCAUAAGAAGGUUCGGGAGAAGCAGGACAAAUUUCGCCAACGAAAAUUGGUUGAUGUCUUUUAUUGUAUGAACAGGGAUGAACUCUCUAAAAAGCAAAGUAAUUCUGGUAGUGUCUGCCAUGUUAUGGAUGGAGAAGCUAUUAAUGACUUGGAGGAUUUUGGUAACAAGACCAGGAAUAAUAUUAGCGGACCUAGACCAAUUAUGCGGCAUUAUGAAGCUAAUAAUGAACAGCACUCGGUGAAGCCUUAUGGCAUAGAAGAUUCUGAGCAAAAAUGUAAUGAUCAUGGUAGUGAGCAUCAGCUACCAGCACAGUUAGAACCCAAUGGAUUGUCAUCUGAAAAUGUUGACAAAACAGCAGAUUAUCAAGGAUGGCUCCAGACGAAGAAGAGAAAGUGGAAAAAUAUAAUAGCUAAAAGAAAGAAGCAAAGAUUGGAGAAUUCAAAGAAAUCAGACUGUGCUGAUGGCACUCUUGAAAGACUGAGAAAUAAGAUAGAUCAUAAAGCUACAGGAAGAAGUAAUGUUGAUUCAUAUUUCAAAAGGCAGGAGGUAGUACUGACGCGUUCCCAUUGGCAGAUAAUACAGCUAAUUCACAGUUCACAGAUGGGUCAAUUUUUUGCUUGGGUUGUUGUCGAUGGGGUUAUGCUAAAGAUUCCAGUUUCACUUCCUAGGGUCUUUUACCUCAAUUCUAGGUCACCAAUUACUGAGCAGUUUAUGGGUAAACGUGUCAAUAAGGCUCUUCCACAUGGAAGGCAUAGCUAUAACCUGUAUGAGGUUACAAUUAAUGAAGUUCAAUUUAAAGAAACGAGCAGAAAGCUUGCAGCUCUUCUGGCAGAUCCUGACAUUGAGGGAAUAUAUGAAACAAAAGUGCCACUAGAGUUUAAUGCCAUAGUCCAGCUUGGCUGUGUAUGCAAGGUGGACAAAACUGCUAAAAAGCGUAAUCUUCAGGAAUCAUGGAAUCUGAGUGAAUUGCACAUGAAGACCACUACAGAAUGCUCUUAUCUUGAACAAUCCAUAUCCUUCUUUUACUUGUAUCAUAGCAUGUCUGAGGGGCGGGCUAUAUACGUUGGAUAUUUUCCUGCAUCAAAAGCAAUAUCUGUUGUGGUAGUUAAUCCGUACCAAAACAAAGACUUAUCUCCGGUAUUUCUUGAAAGACAAUUCCGUGAUGCUUGUGAAGCUUUGUCUACUGAGGCGCCUCCCAAAAAUGGUAUCAGAUUUAAGGUGGACUAUGUUUUGCAUGUCAAGGAUGCUGAAACGAUGAUGCAAAGAUUGAUAAAUGAUCAAAGGAAUGAGCAUCAUGGGCCUAUGGUUGCUGUCAUUGAAUGUCCAAAUCCCCAGCUAAUGAAAUUGGCUAUCCGAGCUCUAGAUGAUUUUCCAUGCCUGAACAUCCCUUCUAAUGCACGUGAUAGUCAGUACCAGAUUCUUGGAUGGCAACAAGUUGCUGCAAAAACUGGAAUACAUCGCUGCGCUGCUUCAGUCCAGUGGCUCAAUGAGAGAAUUUCUCUCUCAAGAUAUGCUCAUGUACCGUUAGGGAAUUUUGAACUUGACUGGCUCAUAUUUACAGCAGACGUCUUCUUUUCCAGAGCAUUGAGGGAUAAUCAACAGGUACUUUGGAUAUCCGAUGAUGGGCUUCCUGAUUUAGGCGGAGUUAAUGAAGAAGAGACAUGUUUUGCUGAUGAGGUCCCCCAACCUGUUCUUACCUACCCUGGAGCUUACAGAAAAGUUACAGUAGAGCUAAAGAUUCACCACCUGGCCGUAGAUGCUCUUCUGAAAAGCAACCAAGUCAAUGAGUUUGAAGGAGGUGCUUUGUUAGGAUUUGAUCAUGAAAUAAACUCUGGACCGUUUGCCAUAAAUGAUCAGAAUGGCAUUGAUGAGGCUACCUCAUGUGCACGUGCUUUUCGAGUCUUAAAGCAGUUAAUCCAACGGUGCGUUGCAGAUGCAGUUACAUCUGGAAAUGUAUAUGCUGAUGCAAUACUACAGCAUCUAUAUCGAUGGCUAUGCAGUCCUCAAUCAAAACUUCACGACCCAGCUCUUCACCAAUUACUCCACAAGGUCAUGCAGAAGGUUUUUGCAUUGCUGUUGGCGGAGCUCCGUAAAUUGGGUGCAUCAAUUGUUUUUGCAAACUUUUCAAAAAUAAUUGUAGACACGGGAAAAUAUGAUCUGUCUGCAGCCAAAGCUUACUGUGAUAGCUUGUUACGAACUCUACAAUCUAGAGAUUUAUUUGAGUGGAUUGAACUUGAACCACUUCAGUUCUGGAGCUCAUUGCUAUUCAUGGAUCAGUAUAACUAUGGUGGAAUUCCAGCAAAAUCUGAUGAGGCUAUAAAUGACGAAUAUCGAGUUGACAUUAUAUCGAGUUGGAACAUUGCCGAAUACUUACCAAAGAAAAUCCAGGACCAUUUUGUUUGCAUUGUUUCUGAAUUCAUGUACAUUCCCUGGAAGUAUAUGGCUUCAUCACAAAAUGGCGACUCCUGCACCCCAUCAAUCACUGCUGGGCCUGCAGAGAAAUUCGAAUCACUUGUGACAGAAUAUAUUAAAGGGCAGAUCAGCUCUAACUUCACAGACAAACUUCUGGGAAUUGUUCGCGAUAUUAUGCAUCAUAUGAAGGAGAUAAGACUAGGAAAAGACCAGAAUGCAUCGUCUGGCAACCCUCAACUUGCAGCUGAUUUCCACAAAGGGGAUGCAGCCUUGGAAUUUAUCAAGCAUGUCUGUGCCGUCCUGGCCCUGGACCAGAGCGUGCAGCAUGAUGUUCUGGUCAUGAGAAAGAAUUUGUUGAGAUUUGUUCGUGUCAGGGAGUUCGCACCAGAAGCUGAGUUUCGUGAUCUGAGUCAUUCGUUCAUAUUACCCAAUGUCAUCUGCAGCUAUUGCAAUGAUUGCAGAGACUUGGAUUUGUGCCGUGACUCAGCUUUACUGAGUCAGGAGUGGCAUUGCGGCGUGCCGCAGUGUGGGCAGCCAUACGAUCGUGAAGUGAUGGAAAAUGCACUUCUCCAGAUUGUACGGCAGAGAGAACGACUAUACCACUUGCAAGAUCUGGUGUGUGUUAGAUGUCACCAGGUGAAAGCUGCUCAUUUAGCUGAGCAGUGUGCUUGCGCAGGGUCAUACAUGUGCAAGGAAGAUAGAGCUGAAUUCCGUAAAAAGAUGCAAAUUUUCUACAACAUCGCUGCUCGCCAAAAAUUCCAACUCCUUAAAGAAUGCACCUCAUGGAUUCUAGAAUUGAGAUAGGUCUUGGUCCUAACAUUUAAUUGCCCAGGGUCACUGCAGGGAUCGUAAAAGAAAUUCCUGGGCAUUAACAUGCGUCAAAUUGCCUUGCAGAGGAGAGGAAAACAUGAGUCAAAAUUCAAACGGGUGCUUGGUUGGCCUACUUAAUAUGUAUAUAAAUUAUUUAUACAUAUACUCUUUUACUCGGCUAGCCAUUGAGGUAUAGAAAAUAUGUAUAUAAAUUAUUUAUACAGAUUAAUGUGUUGUGGCAUUCCGAAAACUAUCCUUUCUCUAAUAAGGUGGAAAGGAGGCAGAAUGACAAAUAAAUCUCCUUAAAAUGAACAAAUGGCAAAAUAAUACCACGAAAUAAGGUAAUUAUUUUGAAAAUUUCUAGGGACUCAUAAAUUUGCUGCAAAAUUGUAAUUUUCUGACUAAAAAUAAUAAA